Prunus persica (peach) is the source of this 3537-nucleotide messenger RNA. RefSeq lists its product as uncharacterized. Gene Ontology annotation, molecular function: oxidoreductase activity. The record is from RefSeq and is a predicted model, not a curated record. Bases 401 to 1726 code for a protein of 441 amino acids. The transcript has 6 exons. NCBI's taxonomy places the organism in Eukaryota, Viridiplantae, Streptophyta, Magnoliopsida, Rosales, Rosaceae. Gene Ontology annotation, cellular component: cytoplasm.
GACAUUCAUCUUCUAAAUAGUUUACACUAUCACAAGCAUUGGGAGCACCUUGUCAAAUGCGUGAGCCAUGUUUCCUCCAAUUGAAACUUCAAUUUCGUUAAACUUGUUGGGUUAUACGUUGACUUUUCAAUCUUAGCACGCCAAACAACAGCCAGGACUCUUGUUGAUUUGUAUUGAAAUAGUUCAGUUUAGUUCCACCCACCACCAAAGGUGGUGUGGGUUUCGUAAUGAGAAAAUGGACAGAAAAAAAGGCCCCAUAGAAAAACCCCCCAAAAAAAAAAACAAAUGAAAAGAAAAGAGAAGGGUAAGCUGCGCGCAGUGAUAGCAGCCAUAACGGAGGAAGUGGACACCAUUCGAAAUCCAAAGGAAGCCGAGUAUUAGAGGAAUUGGAGGAGGGAGGAUGGGUCAUGGUGUACACAGUACCAGAGGAACCACUUUACCAUUUUGUUGUUAUUCUUGUUCAGCUCGGUCCUCCUCGUCGGUUUCUCUGACUCAUGGGCAGCGUCCUCCGAGUCUUGGCCCAAGUUGUGUGAGGUACGCGGUGCUUGGUGCUGGCUUCGCCGGCCUCUCAGUUGCGUGGCACUUGUUAAAGCAGAGUCCCAAAGACUCGUGUAUACGCAUUGACAUUUACGAUGAAGUUGGAAUCGGAGGAGGUGCAUCGGGCGUUUCAGGAGGCCUUCUUCACCCUUAUUCCCCUAAAGCCAAGCUUCUAUGGCGUGCUGCCGACUGCUGGAAUGAAUCUUUAAACCUUUUGAGCGUUGCCGAAGCAGCAGCAGCUUCUGCUGCUCAAAAUCCUAAUGAAGACGACCCAUUGCCAAUUGUUAGAAGAAGGGGCAUCUUGAGACCAGCCCUGAGCAUGAAGAACUUGAUGAUGUUGAAAGAUAAUGCCCAGAAUUGCCUUGCCAGUUGCAGAAUAGAAACCAUUGACAACGAUGCUGCCCAAAAUCUUCUACCCAGUAUAUGUGUACCUUUCAACACCUCAUUUUAUAUGCCUGAAGCUGUUAAUAUUUAUCCUCAACGCUAUUUACAGGCACUCUUCUUAGCAUGUCAAAAUUUGGUGAAGGAACUAUAUUCUGAUGGCUUUGGAGUAAAAGAAUUACAUUUGCACAAGAGUUCUGUCCACAAACUCCUAGACCUAGAAGGGGAAUACCAGGCAGUAAUAGUAUGUCUAGGUGCGAAAGCAGACUUGCUUCCUGAGCUCUGUGGGAGGCUUCCUUUGAGGACAUGCAGAGGUGUCGUUGCACAUCUUCAGCUUCCUGAUCAUUUAGGAGAGGAGUAUCCAAGUCUUGGCCCCUCGAUAUUGUCAGAUGCUUGGCUUGCUGUGCAAGGUCCUCGAAAUUUAUAUUUGGGCUCAACAUGGAAAUGGAAAUCAAGAAACUCAUCACCAAAUGUAUGUGCAGAUGAAGCCACAGAAGCCCUUAACGAGCUUCUGCCGAAGGCAUGUGCCAUUUUUCCUGCUCUAAAGGAUUGGAGCUUUGCUGGAGCCAGGGCUGGCCUGAGGGCAAUGCCACCACUCACUCCUCAUGGCUCACUUCCCCUUUUGGGUUGUGUCAAUGACAUUGUAGGCGAAAACCGAACCUCCAACUACUGGUUAUUUGGAGGGCUUGGUUCAAGGGGAUUGUUGUACCAUGGUUGGCUUGGGAAGUUGAUGGCAGAAGCUGUGCUUUCAUGUAGAGAAGAAUUAAUCCCAGAUGAAUUAACCUCCUGGAAGAAAAGAAGACAAUAAUUAAUACAUAACUCUUUGUUCAUUUAUGUUAGCUCUUUGAGUUAAGGUUCCAGCUUUUUAUCAAUGCUGAACCUUUUCUUAACAAAGGGAAUGCCCUCCUACAAGAAAAAUUAAAAAAGCAAAAUUCAUAUGCCGCAAAAUUUGGCGACUGUUUUCGUAUUUUAUAUAUUAUUUGUGUGUGAGUUUAAUAUCUUAUCGUCUCCCUCAAUUGGAAAAGUUCUAAAAAGACCAAUACUGAACUCCCCAAAACCCUAAUGGAUAUAUAUUUUUCUUCUGUGGAUUCAUUUGUCCCCGAUCCGUUGGUAUUUUAGUCUGCUUUGCCUUUAUCCUUAGAAACAAAGAGUAUGUUGUCCAGCUUGCACAUGGAGGGGUUGUCUCGUUCGGAGCAGUAGGGGUACACAGAAUAUAAAUUAUCUGUGUUCAUAUUGGUGUAAUCUUUUAAAAAACCAUAUCUAGGUGUGUUAUACCAAGUGAAAAUCCAACAAGGAUCAGGAGCAAUUAUGGGGGGAAGACCAGGAGGAUCAAUUAGAGAUCACGGUCAAGAUCCACCUCCAGUGCUUCAUCCUGUAACCAAGUUUUUUUUAUAAGAACGAUGAUGAGGAUCUCUGGAUCCGUAUUUGGUUGUAGGAGAUGACAUGUAUGCUCUAUCCUCCUCCAGGUUUGGGAUGGUUACAAAGGUCUCCUUCGAUUCUAGUAUGUAUUCUAUAAGCAAACCCUUGACACUAGAGGGUUUGAAAUACUAGGAAGAGUAUUAUUCGUCAUAUAGAGAAUAUGCAUAUUGCACAGAGUGUAUGGUUCAUUUUGGGAACUUGGAUUUUUGUCUUGUCCAGACUGCCGUUGACGAUCACCACUUUCCGAAUUGUUGAUGAAGGAGAAGGAAGCUUCAUCAUCAAGACCUUGCGUUCAACUUCUACAUCGGUUUCAGCUUCUCUCCGUAACUUCCUUCCUUGAAUUCAUGUUUCUCUUUAAUUUCUUCUUCUUCUUCCCCUUGUACUAAAUUCAAUCUACUUAGUUGUUGUUUAUAUGAUUUUAUAACUCACAGAUUGUGAGGAUAACGAACCUAAAGGAGGAGGAGGAGGAGAAGAAGGAGAAACAACGUGCCAGGUAGGUAACUUUACCAUCUUUCAUUGCCCCUAAUCAAGUUGCUUUAGAAUUAUUAAUUAUUAAAGAAAAUGAGUGGAAAAGAAGAGGAACAUUUGUCUUUGUUGAUUCCUUCACUAAAUAUAAGCGAAGCAUGCUGCAGCUUUGCUUGAUAUUUUUCCCUCGUCUAAAAACAAAGGUGAUGUAUGUGAAAUCUUUUUAUUUAUUAAUGCCAAGCCAUGAAUCAAAUUCUGCACGUCUUUUAGAGUAGUUUUUGUUAGUCUUUGUGGUUUCUGAUGAUGUACGGUAUAGCCUACGGGUGUGUUUCACAGCAGGGACUAGUGGAAAAGAGACGCAACGGGAAGCGCCGGACCCAAAAAAAAGCCCCCCAAGUCUAUUAAAUCCUUGGGCAUCUGUUUGAAGAGACGCUUCAUUUUGGGCAAACCCUCAAGUUGAAUUGAAUUGAAUUGGAAUUUGGCAAUCACACUCUUCAUGCUCUCUCUCGUGAAGUUGGGUUUGUUAUGACAUUAUUAGAUGAAAGACUCAGUAUUAGAGAAGUGGGUUUUUACUGUUUAACUCUUUUACUGCCUUGCCUGCCACUAUCCGAUUGAGAGAGAGUUUUCACCAGCUGCUUAAUUACUUUCUCCCUUCAUUCUGGACUUGUAAUCUGCAUAAUGUUACUUGUUAUUAGUAAAUUUGUGCUCUAAAGAUUGGUGAUUUAUUUUAGUAAA